GACUGUACUUCCUUCUCCGUUCUUUCUGUAAACCUGAAAUACCUUUCGGAGUUUCUCUCUGGUUUGCAGCACUCCAGUGUUUAGGGCUUUCUUCGAUUUGGAUUAGGGUUGCUUUCUCCUUUCAGCUUUCUCUGGUUGGUGGAUUGGUUUUGAGGUAUAAGGAGGCGAACCGUGGCGAUUUUGAGUGGACGAGCAACAGCAUGCGGUGGUGGUUGAGUCUUUCAGUUGAUGUUUUUCGAAAAGUCAUCUCCUUGAAUCUUUAUUGCAAAGUGAUUCUGUAAUUUCCCCGUCUAAAUUGUGUAGAAUCUAGAUCCUUCCAUUCUCUCUGUUGCCUUUUUCUCUUCAGUUUUCAAUGGGAUCCACUUUCUUUAUUGUCGUUCCUUGUUAUGUCCGCCAGAUUAGCUGAAUAUUAGCACACCAAUCUCCCUAAUUUCUGAUCCAAGCCCCUCUUUGUUGUUUGAUUACUUCAUACCUCUACUUAUUUACCUGUUUCCAGAGUGUCUCUCCUUCAGUUUGGUGACAAAGCUUCUUUCUUUUUUGUUGGUUUCUGUUUGUUUUAAAAUUGAACUGGAUAAUUCGGGUUACGGAUUUGGGGUAUUAAAUUUGUCGUCCUCUGGAAGAUUCUGUUCUUUUUUACUGCCAUAUUGAAGGGUUGGGACGUAGUUAUGGUGUGCCAAGCAGCGAGUAAAGCAAGAUUCCGGGCAUUAAAGUACGAAAAUGGAAUUGCAGGGAGCGCCACCAUUGUAGUUAGAGUCAUAGCUUGCUUUCAACCUCUUCAGGAUUGUCAGGCUGAAUACUUCCGUCAUUUGCUAAAACCCGUUACGUAGAUCAGUUUUUCAUCUUCGCGUCUAAGUUAAGCUGGAGUUUUUAGUUUUUUUCCUUGUUCUUGAACGAAACUGCAAGUGAACUGCUAUUUCUUCUGCUACCAAUAUAUUUCUUCUGGUAAG
Rubroshorea leprosula is the source of this 947-nucleotide messenger RNA. The record is from the annotation of a GenBank genome assembly. Lineage: Eukaryota; Viridiplantae; Streptophyta; Magnoliopsida; Malvales; Dipterocarpaceae.